CAGCUCGCGGUGCUGACUGUCGCUCUCCUCCCCUCUCCUCUCAUUCUCCGCCUGACUCCCUUUCGCCUCUCGCGCGCUCCUCUCACAACCUCACUCCUCAACAUGGCAGCAGAAAAGGUCACAGCUUUCGUGGGCAAAUGGGAGCUCAAGGAGAGCGUGAAAUUUGAUGAUUACAUGAAGAAACUGGGUGUGGGCUUUGCGACGCGUCAGAUGGGAAACCUGACCAAGCCCACCACCAUCAUCUCAGUGGAGGGCGACGUGGUGACGGUGAAGACCCAAAGCUCCCUCAAGAACACAGAGCUCUCCUUCAAGCUGGAUGAGGAGUUCGACGAGACCACCGCCGACGAAAGGAAAGUCAAGUCCUUCGUGAAAGUGAGCGACGAUGGGAAGUUGGUGCACGUGCAGAAGUGGGACGGCAAAGAGACCAGCCUGGUCCGGUCCGUGGACGGCAAUGCCCUCACACUGACACUUACGAUGGACGAUGUCGUCUCCACACGUCACUACGUGAAAGCAGAGUGAACCCCCCCCCUUUCCCCCCUCCCUGCGCCCCAAAACCUCCUUUAACACCACUUGAACUGAGCCCAGCUAACCUGGCUGCCCUCUAUGUCCUUCAUACUGUACGCUCAGUAUUAACUUUACGGCUGACUGGGUGCUCCCCGUUUUUUUGUUUUUUUUCCGUUGUGCUGUUCGCGCUUCUGCAAGAGACACUAAAUAAAUUCCAAUGAUUUGUUGUUGUUUAUUUUUUUUCUCUUAAGAGCCCGGUCCAGCUUUGUUUUGUUUUUUUGAAUGUGUUGUGCACGGUGUCCAUGAUAAAACCUGGAAAAGUGUUUUGAUUUGAAAGUUUGCCCGACUGAGGCCUGAAAAAAUGAAAUAAAAAUAAAAAUGUUGAUCCAAUUGGUAAGACAAUGCAAAAUGCUUGGGUAUCUGUUUUUUCUUGAGUUUUACUAACUGGCUGGGAUUAGCAAAGGAAAUGUCCCAUUAUGAUAAAUGAUUAAAUAAUAGAGUCAAUAAAGUAUUGUAACUUAGGCAGAGAUCAGUAGAUAAUAAUGUCAAGUGUUAGUCAGGGAGCCCAAGGUUGCACGUCCAAGUUAUGAGUCUCAGUCUCAGUGGGGAGGAACUGAAAGUAUUCCCGUCCAAGACAUCUGCCUCAAGAGAAAAAAAGGGGCAGAAGAGUUCAGUAUUCACAGUACAGCUACAAGAAUGUCCAAAGAAUUUGACCAGAGUUUCCAUCCCAACUAGUUUUGGAGGGACUCAGUUAAUUAUAGCCCCCUCAACAGAUGUGUGUGUGUGUGUGUGUGUGUGUGUGUGUGUGUGUGUGUGUGUGUGUGUGUGUGUGUGUGUGUGUGUGUGUGUGCGCGCGCGCACACACCUUGAAGUGUGUAUCUUGUCCACGUCCUUGCCCUGGCUUGGUGAGGGGGAAAGUUUUAUUAAGAUGGUAGGUAUGCAGGUAAUGUUAUAUUUUGUACUUGUACAUUUAGUGUUAGUGUGUGCUUUCUAAAUUCGGAUCAUUCCCUUCCCUAGUGGAUUGAUGUCAUCAGGUGUUAGCGACUGACUGCCAACUAGAGCCAGGGUGAAAGGGCUGAAAUAUGCACGAUGUGACAAACUCUGUCUCAAACUCCGUGGUCCAAUAUUCCACUCCAAGAGAGGAAUAUUCCGUGCAGAUUGCAAAAACAAGAUUUGAGUACAGCCUUCUUAAUUUUAAUUAUAUCCCCAUAGUUGUGUUUAGGAAGACAGUAAACACAGAAAAAGAAAGCUGAUGACGUAUUAAAAAAAAAACACUGGAAUCUUUGUAUCUUUGAGAGGUAACGUGAGAUGUCAGCAGGUAGGCAUCAGUAUGAUCCUGCGUCAAUCUACUGCGUGUAGUGACGCGCUGUGUCCACCAGAUGGAGACACACACCGGCGUGUUGCAUGCUACGCUUAUUUACAGACAUUUGGAACUUUGGAUCGCAAAAACAAAGGUAAGACAUUAUUUGUGGUUAUCGCUUCUCAGGUUGCUGGUUCGUGGAGUGACUAAAAUGCUGUUGGGAUCCGCUGAGUCAUGAAUAUGUGGUUUGUGUAGCUAGCAUUAGCAUGAGGUAGCAACAUGGCAUAGCAUUAAGAUACAUGCACCGACAGCAUGUUUCCCCCAUGUGCAUUUUAGUGAAAAUGAGUUGAGCUUUUAGGAGAGAAUGUGUGUCUCGCUGUUUAACCAGGGGCGGUUAAUAAAUGAUAACAUUCAGGUGAUGGAUAAUAUGAAUACAAUUUGGAAAGCUGUGAUUUAAUAAACUAGAUUAUGUUUAUCAUUUCCAAAUCUAUCCAAAAUAAUUUAAAAAGAUUUUAUAAAACCAACGACUUAAAACCCUUAAUGGAAGUAGAAACGUGUCAUAACUCAAGAACGUCAUGUGGAAAAAAGACCCUUCCAGCCCUCCCAAAAUCAACCAUUGUGACAAUAAUUGUACAAAUAUGUAAAAACUGGGAAUUCUCAACUUUUUGUGUCAACUGAGUGUUCCAGUUAUAUUGAAAUUAAGUUUAAUAUUCAAUGCAACACGCUAUCAAUUCUUGCUUGCGCGAGCUCGUUAUUGUGCUGUGUAACUUUGCUGUUCUAACAAUGGGAGAUUUCAAGAAAACUAACGUGCUGUGCCGUGCAAGAGGCAGAUUCCAACAUUCCUUUGUGUUCUCUUACUUGACAAAGGGGGAAACGAUUUUAAAAGAAAUACAAACCGUUAAUCUUUGACCUUAAGGGACAUAACGUGUUGUGUAAAUACUUCAGCUUAGUUCUUGGCACACAUCACCGUUAUCCAACUCCAGGGCUGGACCGAACCCAACCUGAGAAUUUAUAUAUAAUAUACUGUAUAUAAUGUGUGUGGUUUUGUCCCCCACGGACUUGAUUUAAAAAGGAAAAAUUACGAGUUCAAGGUCAAGAACAAAAACAACAACACGUAUCUUUCAUGUUCACAAAUAAAAAUAAAAAAACACCUUUAAUGGAUUUAACAGCUGACGGGCGGGAAGGAAGGUUGUGUGUAAUGCACACAGUCCCCAGGCGGCAAAGAUACACAAACACACGUUGAGCUACACGCAAACGGACAAUAAGCGGCAGCCGACCUCGGGAUCUCAUUGCAACUCGCACUUCCUAUCGUGCUGCACUUACACGUCCUGUUUGUCUCUACUACUUCCUGUGAGUGUGUGUGUGUGAGUGUGUGUGUAGCUUUCUUAAUGUGGAUUAUUGGAAGGAUUUUCCAAUCGAAGGAUUGAGCUUUGUCAUCGUCUUAAUGAAACCUGAUAGCUGUAAACAAUAUCUGGAUUCCAGGAGGCGUUCCACUUGCCCCAAUAAGGGUGACGUGUGUGUGUGUGUGUGUGUGUGUGUGAACUCUGAGCGGCAGCCAGACGUUACUUUAGGACAAGUGCGGCUUGUCACCUGAUUUGUGCUAGCACCAACACUCUUUACUCUCGACAUAUUGUGAUGUUUUAAACUUGACAGGUGGCCUGAAUGUGCUUCCAAUGACAGGAAGGAAACAAGUGGUGAAAACUUUCCUUCACUCAAAUCAAUGAAGGUUUUUUUUGUUUUUUUUGUUAAACAAGCUGUUGUUGGUAAAGAUUACUAAAAGGAAUCACAGCGGGAAGUCUGUCCCUUCGUCUGUUGCUACCCACUUCCUCUUAUUUUGCGUCUGUCUGACAGCUGCAGGUUGUGUGACCAACGACGUGGGUUCGAGUUGAGUGUCUGUCUCAGCUGUGUUUGUGCGAUUUGUGUUUCUUGUGUUUCUUUUUCUUUUUGUCCUCUUUGUCGUGAGUGUGCUCGUGGCGCCUCUUCUUGGUUUUGCAUUCGCCGCUGCUGCUGCCGCCGCUCUCGGACUCCUUCCGCUCCCUCUUCCUCUUGGUUUUCUUCUCCUGGAACAGAACGUACAAGACAAACAUUUGUUUUGUGAAACUCGGAAAGGGACAAUGCAGAAAUACGCUGUAGGAGGCAGAGAUUUUAAACUAAACUGUUAUGUAUCUUUACGUCACAACAAAAAUCCUACUGGACUCCUUUGACAGUUCUCACAAAGCCACGCUGACUCUUACAAUGCAGUUGUUGUUGUUGUUUUUUUUACAUCAGAUGACUCAUAAAACCAGACUGAAAAAAAGGAAGCAAUAGCCACUCGUAAACAUUAACUGUAACAUAACAACCUUCUUUUUCUUCUUCUUUUUGCCUGACUCGAGCUGUGGUGCCACUGAGGAGGGCGGCUGCAGGAGCUGCUGGCGCCGCGGCUCUACGUCGUCCUCAUCAGGUAACAGAGCGUACUGCAGGCCCGGAGCGGAGAAACAGUCCUUUGUAAAGUGACCUGAAAGGAGGCAAAAGGGAUUUCAAGCCAAUGUCCCAGGAGACAUUUGCUGGAAACGGUUACUCUCUCUGUGCAUUUUUGUCUUCCGAGGUGUAACCCUGGGUUGUGUUUUGUCGUCGUACCCUUGCAGCCGCACUUUGAGCACGUCGUGUUGAGGACAGCCUCCAGUGUGAUCCUGUUGCCGGUGUGAUCCCUGAAUUGUCUACGUCGCCUCGCAUCCUGCCUGCAAUCACACACAGGAAAUAAAUCACACACACACACACACA
Messenger RNA from Pungitius pungitius (ninespine stickleback), 4564 nucleotides. It is a transcript of the gene fabp3, whose product is annotated as fatty acid binding protein 3, muscle and heart. Gene Ontology annotation, biological process: fatty acid transport. Lineage: Eukaryota; Metazoa; Chordata; Actinopteri; Perciformes; Gasterosteidae. Gene Ontology annotation, molecular function: fatty acid binding. The transcript has 4 exons. The record is from RefSeq and is a predicted model, not a curated record. Gene Ontology annotation, cellular component: cytosol; nucleus. The coding region runs from base 103 to 519 and encodes 138 amino acids.